AUGUUCGGUGCUGGGCAGCAAGCACCAUCAACAUCCCAACCAACAGGUGUUAAUAUCGCUAUAGAAGCUGGCUCCGAGUGGGGAAUCCAGGAAAUUGGUUUUGAUGGAGUUGAAAAAUAUAUGCGACCAUUAGACUAUUCUGAUCAUGUAGCAAAAUUAGCUCGUAAAGUGGAUUGGCGAAAACUAAUCGGUGCAGAAGCCACGUACGAUAAUCCAGACGCAUUACCACGUGAUGAUGGAGAAGAGCUAGAAGAAAAGGAACCGGAAGAAGUGGUCGUUGGCAUGGAAGAUCGUAAGACCCCAGAAGCUGGGCCGUGGCAUACUGUUGCAAAAUACUUACACGAAGCACUACAGCAAGUAAAUGUCCUGGUAGAUACGAUUUCGGUAUUAAAAACACCAUACAUGGAAGCACUGACAGUUGCAGAUGCAUUUGAAGUUCAGCACAACAUGCAGGAUGUGAUACAGCAAUCCAAACAGUUCCAAUGGGUUACGCGGCGUAAAGCUCUUGGUGAAGCAAUCGGUGUUUUAGAGCAAGCUCAAAAAUUUCGCUCAAAACUUCUUACCGAAACUGAUCCUGAUAAAGCCAUGUUUUUUCGUGAGCUGGAAAAAAUGAGAGAGUUGUGGAGAGUAAGGAAAACAGGAAAUGUUACUUAUGGCGAUCUCGGUUAUAAAAUGUUUGGAUCGAAAUAUAACCCAAAAGAAUUAUUUGAUAUCACUCGACGUACCACAACGCCUGCUGGCGAUGAUGGAAGCUCUUCAACAAAAUCCGAUUCCUAUUUACAAGUUCAAGUACCAUGUGAUUUGAUUCGUCGCUCUACCAUUGCUGUUUCUAUUGAAAUUGAUAAUGACGAUCCGAAAACUUUGUUUACAACUGCCGAAAAUGACUUAGAUUAUAUGAAAGUUGACAGAGAGCAAGCAAUGGCAAUACAUUGGUCAAAAGCAUUACAGUGGGCACAAGAAAGUUUGUUGUGCAGAGAUAUCUUUAAGCAGUUAUGUAAAGACGCAAUUAUUCUGAAGGAUCAUAUAACAGUAAUUCGUGAUGGUGUAUUAAUCGCUUCAUUAUUCGAUAACAUUUUGUUGCGAGUAGAAUUGGCAUUUCACCCAUUUGAAGAUGGUCCUUUACCAAUCGCAGGCGAUGAUUAUUUGAACCGCGCCCUUCGUCAAUUAUUUGUAAGUGAUCUUUGCGCACGGAAUAUACGUCACCAGACAUUCGUAGCUAUGCCAUUAUCAGCAUUACCGAGCACGCUUGAUUUACGAGGACCGUAUGCUAUGACUGAUGAAGAGAUUGAAUCACGUUUAAGGCAAAAACGUACUUUGUUGGAAAGACUGCUCUUAUUGGCAUCUCAUUUCGUUCUAACAAAUCGGGUUAUGACUUCAUUAAAGCGAUAUUUGCUUCGUGUUACGGAUCCUCAGGUCAUGUGGAAAUGGCUACGUGCUACACCCGUUCAAUCGUCGAUUAUUGUUACAGCAUCCAAUAGGAAUUACGAUUAUGCCGGAAAGACAACAUUUUAUAUACGAAUUGGUGCAGAGAAUUUUUAUAUUGCAACAAAGGAAGGCCAAAAUAUCGAGUGUAGAAGAGAUGAUGAAAUGCUCAUUUAUACUAUUGACAUGCUGAUUUGCAAUUACAUGUUGAAUACAGUGGCGAUGAUAGCCAGUAAACUGUGGCAGUGGCAAGUACUUCAUGCAAAUAUUAAUGCAACGGAUGAUCGAGCGGAACCGGGUCCCACCGUUUACAUGUGCAAUCAGAGUGCUACUCGUGCAAUUUUCAUGCAAUUUCAUUUAAAUGAACCCCCAACAAUUCGCGUUCGAAAGUGCGUACCAAAUAAACCAGCAGCUGCCGAAAAACCAGGAGAAUUUCUGGUUCUAAAUUACGAUCGAUUGGUAGGAUCGUCGCUAUGCCGAAAAAUAGAUAAUUUGUGUUCCAUGUUAAGGAGUUGA
Messenger RNA from Acanthocheilonema viteae, 1938 nucleotides. Lineage: Eukaryota; Metazoa; Nematoda; Chromadorea; Rhabditida; Onchocercidae. The record is from the annotation of a GenBank genome assembly.